CGAUACGAGCACAAACCAAACGAAUCGUUUUUUCUUUUGUUCACUUGUAGUCGUUUAUCUACUACUAGUCGCCACUCGCAAUAGGGGUGUUAAAUGUUUUAUUACUUAGCAUUUAACACAGUUCUCUGACAACUGGCUGUACUUUCAAUGUCGGUUAGUUGAUAAAAUAAAACUGUGAGAUAAAUCAUAGCGUCGGCUUACGCUAUGUUAUGCGAAUGUAAUUAUCCAAAUUUUGUGUAACACGCAGCCUCGUUACAAAUUUAAAAUUUAUUUAUCUAAAUACCUGAAAACAAUUGUUUACAAUUUAAUUGAUGAACUUCUACGUACCAUUUUCAGUGCAAAAAACUCAUACUAUUAAAGGAAAAGCACUUGACGUAAAGAAGGCCUUGCCUAAACAGGACAUGAACCGUCAACAAGGCGGUGGCGGCGGCGGUGGUGGUCGUGGGGGCAACAUGGGUCGCGGGGGUAAUAUGGGUGGUGGAAUGAUGGGAAAUCAAAACAACUGGGGUGGCAACAACAGGGGCAAUGAUAACUGGGGUGGAAACAAUGGUUUUGGCGGAGGAUUUAAUAACGGCGGUGGUGGCGGAGGUGGUUGGAACGGCAACAAUAAUGUAGGUCCAUGGGAUAACGGCAACAACGGAGAUAACUGGAAUAAUGGUCCUGGAAAUUUCGGCGGCCCUGGUAAUAAUGGACCGGCUAACAGUGGCAACUGGGGAAAUGAUUUCGGAGGUGGCUAUCAGCAAAGCUACGGUGGUGGUCCCCAACGCGGCAAUUUUGGCGGCAAUAAUCGCCUGCAACCCUACAAUCAAGGAGGAAACUUCGGUAACAAAAUGGGUAAUCAAGGUAACUUUGGUAAUCAGGGUAACUUUGGUGGUCCAAAUGCCGUUGGUGGUGGUGGCGGCAACAGAAGAUAUUGAGGUCGUAAAAUUGAGCCAGGUCACAUUCGUACUCAGAUUCAAGCAAGCAAUCCAAAAGUUACAGAUAAUAAAACUUAAUCAGCCACGAAAGCAGCAGAAUUAACAGUUUCAGUUCAAAAAAGUAAAAGUCAGAAAAUUUAAAGCAGAAAGUGCAGAGAUACCCAGGAACUAUUUGAAGCGCAGGUGGUCAAGAGGAAGAGAGGGACGUGACGAUGAUGAUAAUAUAAGCAGCAGUUACAAUAUAAAUACUUAUCCACAGAUACUAAGAAGUUUAAUCAUGUGUAGGCAUUUUACCACGUCAGAAAAUCAGUACCUAUCGUACAUAGUUUUAAAGGUGAACAUUUUAAAAGAGGACUGCAAGAAAGAAGAGUAUUAAAUAUGUAUAAAAAAAAAGUUAAAAACAACCUUCACACAAA
Molecule: messenger RNA, 1333 nt
Organism: Rhagoletis zephyria (snowberry fruit fly)
Lineage: Eukaryota; Metazoa; Arthropoda; Insecta; Diptera; Tephritidae
Product: heterogeneous nuclear ribonucleoprotein A1-like
Source: RefSeq, a predicted model, not a curated record